Molecule: messenger RNA, 902 nt
Organism: Salvia hispanica
Lineage: Eukaryota; Viridiplantae; Streptophyta; Magnoliopsida; Lamiales; Lamiaceae
Product: putative F-box/LRR-repeat protein 23
Molecular function (GO): protein binding
Source: RefSeq, a predicted model, not a curated record
UGUUGGGCACUGGAAAAAGAUCGAAGCCGAUGAUCUUAACUGAACCUCCAAUUCCUACAGCCGCGCCGGCGCCGCCCUGGAUCGAACUGCCCGAUGAUUUGACGGCGAAUAUCCUGCAAAGGUUGGGUGCUGAGGAGACGCUCGAGAGUGCGCAGAAAGUGUGUACCACAUGGUGGAGAGUCUGCAAGAAUCCCAUCACGUGGCGCGUGAUUGAUUUGGAUUAUAGACGUUGCGCUGCCAGCAAAUUUGACAAAAUUUGCCUAUGUGCAGUGGAUCGUAGCCAGGGACAAUUGGUCGAACUAAAGCUUUUCUGUUACGAAGCGGAUGACUUCCUAAACUACGUAGCCGAGAGAUCAAAUCAGCUUCGAUGCCUUACACUUACAGAGAAGGAUGUACUCGGAACUGCUUAUGCUAAGGCAAUAAUGAAACUCCCACAAUUGGAAGAGUUGCACUUUAUCAAGAUGGAUACUGUCGGUCCCACUGACUUUGAAAACAUUGGCAUCUCUUGCCCCACGUUGAAAUCACUUACAUUUAGCAACAGUUGGAAUGAGCAUCUAGAAUUUACAGAGCACGCUGUCGCAAUUGGAAAAACCAUGUCUAAUCUGUGCCAUCUCCGACUUAUUGGACAGAGGAUGGAAAAUAAGGGACUGGAAGCGAUCCUCGAUGGCUGUCCCCGCCUUGAAUCACUUGAGCUUCAGCGAUGCUCCGGUCUUGAUUUGGAAGGGGAGCUAGGCAAAAGAUGUUCCGACCAAAUAAAAGAUUUGAGGCUCCAUUUUGAGGAUUCUGCCUCUAUGGGUUAUUUGGGUUGGAUUAUGAAACAAAUUCAACCACAACUAACUGAGCUUAAGGGAAUAAUUUUUGGAUGAUGAAUGACAAUGAAUAUGGGAAGUCUAAAUAUGAUC